This is a messenger RNA of Colletotrichum costaricense, 942 nucleotides long. RefSeq lists its product as uncharacterized. Lineage: Eukaryota; Fungi; Ascomycota; Sordariomycetes; Glomerellales; Glomerellaceae. The record is from RefSeq and is a predicted model, not a curated record. The coding region runs from base 1 to 942 and encodes 313 amino acids. The transcript has 4 exons.
AUGGCCCAGGUCUUCACGGCUGUGAUGAGAGGAGUGGUGGCCAUGGCUCAGCUUGCUUGGGUCGUGAUGGUGGUGAUGGGCCCGACAGUCUCCAGGGCCCAGGUCUUCACGGGCAUGAGCCCCGUGAAGACCGAGGCCACCCAGCGCCACGGCCGUGAAGACCAAGGUCACAUAAGCCGUCGAGAUGGCGCCCGCAACGACCAUCAGGGCAACCGGACCUACUGCCAUCUACUCUCCCCAGGUGUUCCACUGGGACGUGAGGCGCCAAUAGGCUUGUUCCAGGCCGAAAAGUCAUGUGACGAGGACGAGAACAACGGUAUUACGUCAGCCGAAUAUGCGCCCCCGUAUAAGCGCCGUGCCGUCGCUGUCGCUGCCGGUUCCCUGAGCCACUUCUUUAUCGAAACUGAAGGACUUAGCCGCGUCCAGGGGCUCUACAAUAGCAACCCUACGAGAUUACACCGGCUUAGAACUCGUUACCCCUUAGUACAGCCAACGGUCUUACCGCCUCCCGGCCCAGGCGGCCGCGCUAUUGCCGAAUUUCUCAGCAAGCACGGCACCCCCACCAUCCAAUCGAAAGUAGCGGAGCCGGGCUCCCGCGUCCGGGACUUCAUUAAGAGCGGUGACCAGCAGGAUAUCGAGAACCGGAAACACGUCCUAUUCUACGAGAAACCACCCACCGCUAGAGAGCUCAGAGCUUGGGCUGAGUGGGACAAGAACCUCCCCAUCAUGCAGGCGAAGUUCGAGGAGUGGGAACAGUUAGCCACGGUACGCAGGCCCCGAAGAAUCUCUCAGCGCCAUACAAGCUUCCCGUUUCCCGACUUGCCAAGUGAGUUGGAGAGCGAUGGCGAUGCAGAGACGGAGAGCGAUAUCGAGAUGGAAGACGUGACUGAAGAGGAUAGCGAGGCCGCUUCCGAGGACGAAGACGAGGGGGUACAGGGCUAA